AUGUCCGGUGCCAGCACAUCAUGGGCGGCUGAUACCCCUCCACCGACCUGGGUCCCUAUAAACCGGAUGGUUAUCGCCUACGAGACUGCAGAUAAGGCUUUCUCCGACCAAAACAGAACCAAUCCGGCCAUACUAUCCAAAUUACAAUACAUCAUCAGCGUGAAUGGUCCCGUGACCAUGAUUCCGGGAAGACCAGGGGCUUUUUUGACCUUUGGAGCAACUUCAGAAAACCAUGUGCUUCUCUCGAGCCCAGUCAACACCGUGACGGAGAAAAGUUCCGGCGGUUCGGAAUUUCAGAACACCACCCCCGCGGGUAGUGGGAAGUACCACAGACGCCAGUUGUCUUUCAUGUUGACACGACCGACAGGAGAGCUCAUGCUAGUCAACGAAACUGGGAAACCCGGCGAGGUCGACUAUUACGUGCACGAAACUAAUAACGGUGAGUCGAUGGAACACGGGUUCGGAGAACGAAGCCAUCAUCUCAUCCCCCGUCCCACACUAGCCAGCAAUAUGCGCGAGAGGCCUAGAGUUUCUGAGGAGCAUGUCAUCUGUAUCGGGGACAAUAAUAGCGGAGCUUCGUUCACAUUUACGUGGGGACCCAAGCACCAGAAAGAUCCCGUCUCAGCCCGCAUACAGCUGAUGGGGCUCUCAAAACUCCUGGACCCCGAGGGAAUAGUCAGCCCGAGGCCAGACGCGGAGUCCAUGCUCUCGGGGCGAGCCGUUGUUGUCCUGGAGCUAAGGACGGGAGGACCUGGCUUCUCUAAAGGCGAGCUGGAUCAGCUGAUUUGUGACGACGAGCAUGCGAAGCGUAUGAAGCAUACUAAUAUCCUUGAGCGGCUGCCAUUAAACGCGUUUGCUUUUCGUGCUUGUCCCGGCACUGUUGAGGACUUGAUGUCCUCCAACUUCAAGAACGGCAUCGAACCCUGGCAUGGCGACUUGGUCCGCGAUGUCUCCAGUGCGCUGGAGUAUCUGUCGACCCAGAACAUGGCCCACCGCAACAUACAAGCCGCAAAUGUCUUCUGGAAUAUCACCCCUGGCCGCGAGACAAGGCUAACCUUCUUCCUUGGCCCGGGAGGCUAUUGUUUUCUUGUUCCACGCGAAACCGGCGCGACGGCUGGCAGCAGUUCGGUCCAAAAGAAUAUUGACCCAUCGACUAUGAAAUACGACUUCCUCUUGACGCCGGAUGAGAUUGCCAGAAGAAAGUCGGAUCCGAAGUCGGAUAUAUGGCGGGCUGGUCUUCUCGUCGCUCAAGCCCGAGGUCAUAUCCCAUUGUCCAGCGAGAAGCCCUGGGAGAUGUCGUUGGAAAGGUUCAAGUCUCAUUGUCACACCGUGGGGCUGGAAGUAGACUUCACCAGAUAUAUCGACAAGGAUAACAAGAGCACCUGCUGGUGGCGGCGGGUCAACCACCUCGCCAAGAGCGGCUGUCUGGGACCCAUGGUUGGAGACAUGCUGGCCACCGGGCCCGAAAACCGACCAACUGCCACAAAAGUAUUCAAUUUCGCGAAGAGAUAUGCUCGGGACCCCAAGGCCAUGUUUGGGCCCAGUGCAUGGCCGCUGGCCGCCGGACCACCUGCAAAGACAGCAACCGUCGGGGCCGGCGGACGAGCAGCACAGCAAGCAAUACCAACCCAGCAGCCCGCAACACAGGCUCUCGAUUUGCUUCCGGCGCCGCCAGCACACAGCAAUGUAGCAUCACGGCAACAAGACAGCCGCCAGAUCGACCCGAGCAGCGGCAAGGCCCCUGCCAGCGCCGCCAGCGCUGCCACCAGGGAGAAGACGACAUACAGCAGGCCGGCCGUACGCCCGACGACGGCAGCGGCUGGCGAAGGUUCAAGUUCGCAAUCCACGGCCAAUAUGAAGAAAUCGGUCGAUAGCGGCCCGCCACUACCACUCACAGCGGCAACAGCAACACCAACAGCAGCAAGAACAGUGACACCAACGGCAGCAGCUCCUGCGGCACUCCUUCCUCCUCGCCAGCGAAAGUUGGAGGGAAGAAAAUUAAUCGUGGACGUGGACUCGAGACACGACGGCAAAGGGGACGGAGACGGGUCAGCGUUGAGUACCAAGAACGAAAUGGCGGUAGACAAGUGA
Molecule: messenger RNA, 2091 nt
Organism: Lasiosphaeria miniovina
Lineage: Eukaryota; Fungi; Ascomycota; Sordariomycetes; Sordariales; Lasiosphaeriaceae
Exons: 4
Coding region: 1-2091 (696 amino acids)
Biological process (GO): protein phosphorylation
Molecular function (GO): protein serine/threonine kinase activator activity; protein kinase activity; ATP binding
Source: RefSeq, a predicted model, not a curated record